Messenger RNA from Triplophysa dalaica, 4963 nucleotides. Its product is annotated as mucin-2-like. NCBI's taxonomy places the organism in Eukaryota, Metazoa, Chordata, Actinopteri, Cypriniformes, Nemacheilidae. Gene Ontology annotation, molecular function: methyltransferase activity; 2-oxoglutarate-dependent dioxygenase activity. The transcript has 4 exons. Bases 1 to 4080 code for a protein of 1359 amino acids. The record is from RefSeq and is a predicted model, not a curated record.
AUGCACAUCACCGAGAAUCUCUCGUGGACUAACAACAACACGGCACUGGCCAAGAAAGCACAGCAGCGUCUCUACUUGCUCCGCAAACUGAGAAGAGGCAGAGCCCAAGCACCCAUCAUGUGCACCUUCUACAGAGACGCCAUUGAGACCCUUUUGACUAGUUGCAUCACUAUGUCUGAAGCAUACACAACUACUGCACCAACAACUACAACCACUGCCCCAACAACUACAACUGAAGCAGAAACAACUACUGCACCUACAACUACUGCACCUACAACUAUUGCACCAACCACUACAACUACUGCACCGACCACUACAACUGAAGCACCAACAACUACAACCACUGCACAAACAACUACAACUGAAGCACAAACAACUACAACUACUGCACCUACAACUACUGCACCAACAACUGCUACUAAAGCACCAACAACUACAACCACUGCCCCAACAACUACAACUGAAGCAGAAACAACUACUGCACCAAGAACUACAACUACUGCACCUACAACUACUGCACCAACCACUACAACUCCUGCACCAACCACUACAACUGAAUUACCAACAACUACAACUACUGCACCAACAACUACAACCCCUGGACCAACAACUACAACUACUGCACCAACAACUACAACUACUGCACCAACAACUACAACUGAAGCACACACAACUACUGCACCAAGAACUACAACUACUACACCUACAAAUAUUGUACCAACCACUACAACUGAAGCACCAACAACUACAACCACUGCACAAACAACUACAACUGAAGCACAGACAACUACAACUACUGCACCAACAACUACUACUAAAGCAUCAACAACUACAACCACUGCCCCAACAAGUACAACUGAAGCACAAACAACUACUGCACCAACAACUACAACUACUGCACCUACAACUACUGCCCCAACCACUACAACUGACGCACACACAACUACUAGACCAACAACUACAACUACUGCACCAACAAGUACAACUACUGCACCAACAACUACAACUACUGCACCAACAACUACAACCCAUGGACCAACAACUACAACUACUGCACCAACAACUACAACUACUGCACCACCAACUACUACUAAAGCACAAACAACUACAACCACUGCCCCAACAAUUACAACCGAAGCACACACAACUACUGCACCAAGAACUUCAACUUAUGCACCUAUAACUAUUGCACCAACCACUACAACUACUGCACCAACCACUACAACUGAAAUACCAACAACUACAACUACUGCACCAACAACUACAACCCCUGGACCAACAACUACAACUACUGCACCAACAACUACAACUACUGCACCAACAACUACAACUGAAGCACACACAACUACUGCACCAAGAACUACAACUACUACACCUACAAAUAUUGUACCAACCACUACAACUGAAGCACCAACAACUACAACCACUGCACAAACAACUACAACUGAAGCACAGACAACUACAACUACUGCACCAACAACUACUACUAAAGCAUCAACAACUACAACCACUGCCCCAACAAGUACAACUGAAGCACAAACAACUACUGCACCAACAACUACAACUACUGCACCUACAACUACUGCCCCAACCACUACAACUGACGCACACACAACUACUAGACCAACAACUACAACUACUGCACCAACAAGUACAACUACUGCACCAACAACUACAACUACUGCACCAACAACUACAACCCAUGGACCAACAACUACAACUACUGCACCAACAACUACAACUACUGCACCACCAACUACUACUAAAGCACAAACAACUACAACCACUGCCCCAACAAUUACAACUGAAGCACACACAACUACUGCACCAAGAACUUCAACUUAUGCACCUACAACUAUUGCACCAACCACUACAACUAAAGCACCAACAACUACAACCACUGCACAAACAACUACAACUGAAGCACACACAACUGCUAGACCAACAACUACAACUACUGCACCAACAAGUACAACUACUGCACCAACAACUACUGCACCAACAACUGCUACUAAAGCACCAUCAAGUACAACUACUGCGCCAAAAACUACUGCACCAACAACUGCUACUAAAGCACCAACAACUACAACUACUGCCCCAACAACUACAACUGAAGCACAAACAACUACUGCACCAAGAACUACAACUACAACUACUGCACCUACAACUACUGCACCAACAACUACAACUGACGCACCAACAACUACAAACACUGCACAAACAAUUACAAAUGAAGCACACACAACUACAACCCCUGGACCAACACCUACAACUACUGCACCAAAACCUACAACCCCUGGACCAACAACUACAACUACUGCACCAACAACUACUACUAAAGCACAAAAAACUACAACCACUGCCCCAACAAGUACAACUGAAGCACACACAAUUACUGCACCAACAACUACAACUACUGCACCAACAACUACAACUACUGCACCAACAACUACAACCCAUGGACCAACAACUACAACUACUGCACCAACAACUACAACUACUGCACCAACAACUACUACUAAAGCACAAACAACUACAACCACUGCCCCAACAAUUACAACUGAAGCACACACAACUACUGCACCAAGAACUUCAACUAAUGCACCUACAACUAUUGCACCAACCACUACAAUUAAAGCACCAACAACUACAACCACUGCACAAACAACUACAACUGAAGCACACACAACUACUGCACCAACAACUACAACUACUGCACCUACAACUACUGCACGAUCAACUGCUACUAAAGCACCAACAACUACAACUACUGCCCCAACAACUACAACUGAAGCACAAACAACUACUGCACCAAGAACUACAACUACAACUACUGCCCCAACCACUACAACUGACGCACCAACAACGGGUACUAAAGCACCAACAACUACAACCACUGCCCCAAAAACUACAACUGAAGCAGAAACAACUACUGCACCAACCACUACAACUACUGCACCAACCACUACAACUGAAGCACCAACAACUACAACCACUGCACAAACAACUACAACUGAAGCACAAACAACUACAACUACUAUGCCAACAACUACAACUACUGCCCCAACAACUACAACUGAAGCACACACAACUACUGCACCAACAACUACAACUACUGCACCUACAACUACUGCACCAACAACUGCUACUAAAGCACCAACAACUACAACUACUGCCCCAACAACUACAACUGAAGCACAAACAACUACUGCACCAAUAACUACAACUACUGCCCCAACCACUACAACUGACGCACCAACAACUGCUACUAAAGCACCAACAACUCCAACCACUGCCCCAACAACUACAACUGAAGCACACACAACUACUGCACCAAGAACUACAACUACUGCACCUACAACUACUGCACCAACAACUACACCAACAUCUACAACUACUGCACCAACAACUGCAGCCAAAUCAACUACGACUACAGCUGCACCAACGAGUACAACUAUGACACUGACAACCACAAGUAUAGCACCAACAACUAUGCCACAUUCAACUACCGCACCAACAACUAUAACUACUAUGCCGACAACUUCAACUUAUACACAGACAACUACUGCAGCAAAAACAACUACAACUUUUGCAUCAACCACAACUAAUAUCCUAGCAACUACAACUAUUGGCUCAACAACAAAUCCUUUACUUAAAACUUCAACCACUGAAUCUACAACAUCAUCUGUACCAACAACUACAAAUUCGGCACAAACCACAACUCCUGUAUCAAAAACAAUUUAUAUACCAACAACUACAACUACUGGUCCUAAAAAAACUUCAAUAAUUGCCCCAACAACUUCAGAAACAUCAACUGUAGGACCAAUCAAAACUUCACAAACCCCAAGUGAUUUGUCAUCAAAUCAGACAACUUCUCCUCAAAUAGAACCACCAGCAACAGCUCCACAAACAAAUUCAAGUACUACAAAAUUACUAACAACAACUGCUCAUGCAACUCUCAAUGUCAGGUUCUUUGGUGACCUGAAUUUUACUCCACAGGAACAUAUAGACAUGCUUAUCGGGAUAAUUAAAAAAAAUGUUAAUGGGGCCUUUAACAUUUCUGUGAAGAAACGUGUUUAAUGGACAUCUCAGGCAGGUGUUUCAAUUUAUGGUCGCAGAUAUGCGGGAUACACUCUGGAUAUAUGGCCAGUCUGUUGCAUAACACUUAGUUCUAAUUGUUCGUAGUAAUAAUCUCAACAAAAUUAAUCUUAAGAAAUGCUAAAAACCUAUAAAAUCUAAUUUUACAAAAACCUUAGAUGUGUGCUACAAUACCUUUAACAAGACUAUUGUGAACUCCAAUAUCUAAGUAAAUAGUGUUGAGAUGCAUAUUUAUUUAUAAGUGCAAUAUUUAAUAAAGUUUUUGCCAUUGAUUCCUAAUGUAAGAUUCUGUAAUGUAAGAUGUGCCAAGAUCACUGCGUCUGUCUCGCCCAUCUCUUAUUAUGUAAUUAGAUCUGCGUCGUUCUGUUGUUGUCUUGUUCACCUUCUGUUUCCCUGUUGUUUUGUUCCCCUUGUUUGUUGACAUGGACAUUUAUUUACUGUAGGCCACACACAUCUCCCCAUAUACAAGGUCAUUGGUUUCCACUCUGCAUUUAUGGAGACACGGGUUGUGUUUUUGGGCUACUUUCACAAUGAACUUUGGCCGCCAAAAUGUUUAUUUAUAUUCUGAGCAUGAAUGAAUACCUGGCAACUCAAGGACCGGAUGCAUUAUCAUAGAUUUGGGGAGCGUUUGCUAGGUACAGUACAGUGAGGGUCUUACGAAGAUAAACAGUUUCUCUUUCAUUUCUAUAGAGAGUUCUUUAUGAGGAAAAUCAAAGGAUCUUUUUUUAUAGGAUUAGGGGUAAGACAAAUAGAGUUUCAACACGGAAUUAAAAACUAAGAAACCAUUCAAAUAAAUAAAUGUGGCAAUAUAAAACCUAUUUUGGUUGCAGCUGUCCACUUUGCACACUGGAAUAUAAUGGGAUGC